CAUCCAUCCGCAGCUCAAAACUUUUCCCUCUGCCUCUCUUCUCUUCUCUCCCCUUCCGCUGCUUUCUCGUUCUUCCGCGCUUGAUUCGGGUAGACGACCUUUCUUUACCUGCGUCUCCUGGCCAUCCUCUCGUUGGCUUCGUUUCCCAUCUUUACCUUUUUUCCCCCUCACAUUUUCUUAUCCAACUCACCAUGUCCGGAGUUACGCCCGUUGCUGUCUACGCCCUCCGGGUUCCCGCUGGCGGAGCCAUGAUCCCAGCGGUUCCUCCUCAGGCUGCUGCCAUGUUCCGUGUCAGCAUGGCUGCCAUUGACCCCGACGAGGCUCCCGAGUACGAGGAUGGUUUCGACUCCAACAAGCGCCCCCGUGCCACCCUGAAGCUUGUGCGCGCCCCUCCCGGUCUCGACAUCGACGAGGAGGACGAUGAGGACUGGGAAGAUGACGAGGAUGAUGAGGACUCCGACGAGGAGGAGGUCAACGGCGGCCCCAGCGACAAGGAGAAGGCCCGCAAGCUCAAGCUGGCUGCUGCUCGCAAGGAGCUCGAGGAGGCCAUGGACGAGGACGACGAUGAGGACUCUGAGGAGAGCGAUUUCGACCUGAAGGCCGCCAUCUCCAAGCUGAUCAAGGGCAAGGGCCCCGCUAACGAUGACGAGUCGGAUGUCGAUUCCGAUGAGGGUCUGGAGCUGGACGAGACCGUCAUCUGCACCCUGGACCCCGAGAAGAACUGCCAGCAGCCUCUGGACAUCACCGUCGCCGACGAUGAGCGUGUCUUCUUCAAGGUGACCGGUACCCACACCAUCUACUUGACCGGAAACUACGUCAUGCCCGUCGAUGACCACCACCACGACCACGAUGAGGAGUCCGACGAGGAAGACUACGACCUCUCCCCCGAUGAGGAUGAGCUGGACCUCGACGAGCUGAUGGGUGAGGAUGACGAGAGCGACGACCUCGACGACCUUGAGGACCCCCGCAUCACCGAGGUCGACAGCGAGGAGGACGAGGCCCCCAAGCUCGUGGAAUCCAAGAGCAACAAGAAGCGUGCCGCCGAGCCUGAGGAGCCCAAGCCUGCCGCCAACGGUGAGCCGGCCUUGAGCAAGAAGCAGCAGAAGAAGCUCAAGAAGAACAACGGCGAGGCCGCCCCCGUUGAGGAGAAGAAGGAGGCCAAGGAGGGCAAGGAGGCCAAGAAGGUCCAGUUCGCCAAGAACCUCGAGCAGGGCCCUACUGGCUCCACCCAGAAGCCCGCUGAGAAGACCACUGGCACCCUCGGUGUCAAGGAGGUCAAGGGCGUCAAGAUCGACGACAAGAAGCUCGGCCAGGGUGUUGCUGCCAAGGCUGGUAACACCGUGGCCAUGCGCUACAUCGGCAAGCUCGAGGAUGGCAAGGUUUUCGAUUCCAACAAGAAGGGCAAGCCUUUCACCUUCAAGCUCGGCAAGGGCGAGGUCAUCAAGGGCUGGGACAUCGGUGUCGCCGGCAUGGCCGUCGGUGGUGAGCGCCGCAUCAGCAUCCCCCCUCACCUCGCCUACGGCAAGCGCGCUCUUCCCGGCAUCCCCGGCAACUCGAAGCUGAUCUUCGACGUCAAGCUCCUCGAGAUCAAAUAGAUGGGUGGCCGGCGCUACCCGGGUGUGCCGCGUCGCUCGUUGCUCGGACACAUCCGCCAUCUAAUUGCAUAGUUGUUCCUUCAUAUUAUUUUGCUUAAAAGGUGUUUGGGGUUUUUCCAAUCUGACAUCAGUCCUGUGAUAUCCGACUUGUUUUUCUCUUGCACAGCCUUCCGAUGCAUUGGCAGGGAUGAGGAUAUUGCAAGCGAUCCAAGUAUCUUUGUCUAAUGAAAAGUGGCUUUGGUUUGAACCAUCAGUUUGGAGCC
Aspergillus sclerotioniger CBS 115572 is the source of this 1858-nucleotide messenger RNA. Its product is annotated as FKBP-type peptidyl-prolyl cis-trans isomerase. The record is from RefSeq and is a predicted model, not a curated record. The coding region runs from base 192 to 1595 and encodes 467 amino acids. NCBI's taxonomy places the organism in Eukaryota, Fungi, Ascomycota, Eurotiomycetes, Eurotiales, Aspergillaceae. The transcript has 4 exons. Gene Ontology annotation, molecular function: peptidyl-prolyl cis-trans isomerase activity; macrolide binding. Gene Ontology annotation, cellular component: chromatin; nucleolus.